This is a messenger RNA of Cadophora gregata, 1751 nucleotides long. RefSeq lists its product as uncharacterized. Gene Ontology annotation, molecular function: pyrroline-5-carboxylate reductase activity. Bases 94 to 960 code for a protein of 288 amino acids. NCBI's taxonomy places the organism in Eukaryota, Fungi, Ascomycota, Leotiomycetes, Helotiales, Ploettnerulaceae. The transcript has 3 exons. The record is from RefSeq and is a predicted model, not a curated record. Gene Ontology annotation, biological process: L-proline biosynthetic process.
AAUCACGAAGUCACUCCGACAAGGAAUCGCUCCACCAAAAACAGUCUUUCGCUUUCUUCAGCACUCAAUUAGACACGUACCGUCUAAUUCAAGAUGGCCACACCUCAGAUCCAAGACUGCAAGCUCUGCUUUAUUGGCGGUGGAAAUAUGGGGGCUGCGAUCAUCGGAGGCCUCCUCGCUAAAGGAAGCACAUCUAAGCAAAACAUCAUCGUUUCAGAGCCAUUCGAAUUGACUCGGAAAAAGGUCGAAGACACACUCGGUGUGCGCACCACGACGUCGAACAGCGAAGCUGCACAGGAUGCUGAUGUCUUGGUGCUUGCUGUGAAGCCGCAGGUCGCAAAGGGCGUGUGUGAAGAUUUGGCGACCUCGUGGCGUGAAUCCGGAAAGCAGAAGUUACCACUGAUUGUGUCUAUAUGUGCUGGAAUCCCGCUGGAUGCUCUGACGAAUUGGUUUACGGUCAGUGAUGGACGGGCUCCAAAAGUGGUUCGCGUCAUGCCAAACACGCCAGCUUUGUUGGGUGAGGGUGCUUCCGGGUCGUUUGCUGGUGCUGGCGUUACGGAGGAUGAGAAGAAGCUAGUUACGGCAUUGUUAGAAGGAUUCAGUAAAGUAUCGGAGUGGGUUGACAAGGAGGAGUUGAUCGAUGUAGUCACGGCGCUCUCAGGAUCCGGACCAGCUUACUUCUUUCUCCUCGUUGAACAUAUGGUAUCCAGUGCUACUGCUCUCGGCAUGCCGAGAGAGCAGGCUGAGCGACUUGCUAAGCAAACUUGUCUUGGUGCUGGAAGGAUGCUCGUUGAAUCUACCGAAUCCCCAGGGCAGCUACGCAUCAAUGUUACCAGUCCAAAGGGAACAACCGAAGCCGCAUUGAAGAGCUUUCAGGAAUCGGGUUUGGAUGGGAUAGUGAGCAAAGCUGUCAAGGCAGCGGCAGACCGAGGCGAAGAAUUGGGUAAAGCGUUGGCCUGAUUAUUGAAAGAUGCUGUACCUCGGGUGAGUCUCAUGACAACCUGAUGCUACAUAGCACAACAUUAUUGCCCAAAAUUAUCGCUCAGUACUGUAUUAUUUGUCAAUUCCGUGGCAUGUACAUCCCAUGACACGUGUGAGAUGUCUUACCUACCUCAUUUAGCUGUAGCGAGCACAAACCUUGGAGUCAAUCUUCCAGCGGCCCCGAGGUUGUUCACGCUUCAACAUCUCAAUGCCAUCUACGAACUCUGAUAGUGAGAAUAAUUCUUCUUAUAGUGAAUCUGGUUCCAAAACUGUGUACAAGGUGGCAUCAAAUCAAAUUUUGUACAGUCCAAGAACUCGAAUAGAAAGAUAGCUGUCACAUACGACCAUAGACUGGUGAGAAAUGGGCAUCCCGUCCGCUCUGCCAUACACAAGCACCAGAUCGGCAGAUUAGUAGUUGAGUGGGUGACCAUCAGCGAAUCCCUGCUGUUAUCUCGUGGAAUUAUGGGUCUGUGAGACCUGCCUCUCCACACUGCGGUGUAAGACCCUACAGCCAUCCUGAUCAUGCUUCUACACUCCGAAAAAGACCUACGUGGUAGUUUAUAGCACUUUAAUAACUCAUGGAGUGUUAUGUUAUUAUUAGAUCGAGAUUGUUUUUCAGCUUGAAAUGGCAUUGUAUUCUAGAAGAUUAGAGGUGAAAGCGCUAGGCGGAUGGGGACAACAAAAUAAGCGAAAUAAUUUGCCGACGGUGGCUAUCGCUGUUAGAAAUAAGUGGCCGAUCAAGGCAGGACGCGACACUGUAAUGAAUGCGC